Molecule: messenger RNA, 2799 nt
Organism: Manis pentadactyla (Chinese pangolin)
Lineage: Eukaryota; Metazoa; Chordata; Mammalia; Pholidota; Manidae
Product: laminin subunit beta-3-like
Source: RefSeq, a predicted model, not a curated record
AUGGCGAGCCGGUGGAGGAGGGCGGGGGGCCAAGCUGCCCGGACGGGCCCUGGUGGGAAAGCGCGGUGGUCCUGCUGUGACUGCAGCGUCCUGGGGUCCCGGCAGGACGUGCCGUGUGAUGAGGAGAGUGGGCGCUGCCAGUGUCUGCCCCACGUGGUGGGCCCCAAGUGUGACCAGUGUGCUCCCCACCACUGGGAGCUGGCCAGCGGCCGGGGCUGUGAGCCGUGUGCCUGCGACCCACAGAAUGCCCUCAGCCGCCAGUGCAGCCAGGCCCCAGUUUCUGGAAGGCACGUUGCACUUAAGUUCUCUGUGCCUCAGAUCCUCAUCUAUAAAAAUGGGAAAAGAAGGGUGGCUUACUAUCACGGUGUGGUUGUGAAGGUCAAAUGUCAUGUGGCUUGUGACUGUGACUUCCGGGGAACACAAGGCCCAGGCUGUGACAAGGGCUCAGGUCGCUGCCUCUGCCGCCCCGGCUUGACCGGACUUCGCUGUGACCAGUGCCAGCGAGGCCUCUGCAACCACUACCCAGUGUGCGUGGCCUGCCACCCUUGCUUCCAGACCUAUGAUACUGCCCUCCAGGAGCAGGCCAAACAUCUCAGUAGCCUCUGCAAUGCCAGCGCUAGCCUGUGGCCUGGGCCAGGCCUGGACGACCGCAGCCUGGCCUCCCAGGUUCCGGAUGCAGAGAGCAAGACUGAGCAGAUCCAAGCAGUCCUUGGCAGCGCCGCAGUCCCGGAGCAGGAGGUGGCCCAGUUGGCCGAUGCCAUCUUCUCCAUUGGGCGGAGUCUCCAGGGCCUGCAGCCCGAUCUGACCCUAGAGGAGAUCUUGUCCCUCCCGGAAGACCUGGCCAGUGUGGGUUGAAGCUUCAGUCACCUCCUCGUUAUGUAUCAGAGCAAGAGGAAGCAGUCGGAAGAAAUCAGCAGUGCCGAUCUUCCUGGUGAGGCCUCCCGCCAUACUGCGGCCUACCAGCGGUCACUGCAGGCGGCUCGGCAGGUCUCCAAUAGCUCCUGCCUGCUGCUCCAGCUCAGGGGCAGCCGGAGGGAGGCGGAGAGGCAGGCGACACAGGCCGGCGGAGGAGCAGGAGCUGUGGGCCCCCGGCUCGAGGCCCUGCAGCUGGAGAUGGCUUCCUUGCCUGAUCUGACCCCCACCAUCAACAAGCUCUGUGGGGGCUCCCAGCAGGCAGCCUGCACCCCAAAAGGGUACCCUGGAGAGCUGUGUCCCCGAGACAACAUCACGGCCUGUGGCUCCCACUGCAUAGGUGCCCUCCCCAGGGCAGGUGGGGCCUUCCGGGUGGCAGGGCAGGUGGCCAAGCAGCUGCAGGGCUUCAACGUCCAGCUCCAGCAGACCAGGCAGAUGAUCAGGGCUGCCGAGGAAGCCUCCCUGCAGGUGCGGUCCGAUGCUCAGCGCCUGGAGACCCAGGUGAGCACCAGCCACUCCCAGAUGGAGGAAGACCUGAGAUGCAUGAGGUGCCUCCUCCAGCAGGUCCGGGACUUCCUCUCCGACCCUGACACAGACGCGGCCACCAUGCAGGAGGUCAGAGAGGCUGUGCUGCCCACAGACUCUGCCAAAGUCCUGAAGAGGAUGAGUGAGAUCCAGGCCAUUGCAGCCAGGCUCCCCAACGUGGACCUGGUGCUGUCCCAGACCAAGCAGGACAUCGCCCGGGCUUGCAGGCUCCAGGAUGAGGCUGAGAAGGCCAGGAGCCGAGCCUAGGCAGUGGAGUGCCAGGUGGAGGAUGUGGUGGGGAACCUGCAGCAGGGCACCAUGGUGCUGCAGGAGGCCCAGGACACCACGCAGGGCACCCACUGUUCCCUUCAGCUUAUGCAGGACAGGGUUGCCGAGGUUCAGCAGGUCCUGGGGCCAGCAGAAAGACUGGUGACCAGCAUGAGGGAGCAGCUCGGUGACUUCCGGGCUUGGACGGAGGCGCUCCGGAGCCAGGCAGGGCAGCAGCGAGUGCAAGCAGCCCAGGCCCAGCAGCUUGCAGCGGGCACCAGCCAGCAGGCACUGAGUGCCCAGGAGGGAUUUGAAAGAAUAAAAAAAUAUGCAGAAUUGAAGGACCAGUUGGGGCAGAGCCCCAUGCUGGAUGAGCAGGGCAGCCGGAUCCUGAGCAUCAAGACGGAGGCAGAGGAACUGUUUGGAGAGACCACGGAGAUGAUGGGCAGGCUGAAAGACAUGGAGUUGGAUCUGCUUCAGGGGAGCCUGGCCGUCAUGCUUUGCUCAGUGGACCUGCCAGGGCUGGAGAAAUAUGUGGAGAAGAUUCGCAACCACAUCAAUGGGCACGUGCUCUACUACGCCACCUGCAAGUGAUGCUCCGGCUCCCAGCCCCUGGCCCCACUCACCUGCCCUCUGUGCUUUUGGGGGACAGACUGGGUUGGAAUGUUUUUCAUCUCUGGGAGACUUAUAUGCAGCCCAAAGCACAGCCUGGCCGACCCCUGGUGUGCACCUGUCGAGAUCGUUCUGGGCUGCAGCUGAGCCUGAGCUGAGGGGACCCAGAUGGUGGAGGCGGGCCGUGUCAUGCGGGGGAAGCUUGGCUGGGCAGUAGUGUUCCUGCCCUUCAUCCUCCACUGAGGCUGACUCCUGGAUCAACACGAACUCUUAACGGAAAAUGAUAUACAAGUGAAAAGCCCAAUAAACAUCUGUGGAAAGAACCCUGGAGGUUGAAAGAGGGAAAAUGGUCUGUCUCCCCAUUAAAUAUAGCUUCAUCACUUGUUUCUGUCUCCCAUUUGGGGUUCCUGGGUGCUCCUCUGCCCACGGUCAAGGCUUAGAACUGUAUGAAGCCGUAGCCUGCCUCACUCCCAGUCCAGCCUG